UCUUUCAGUUCAGGUGGCUAGCUAGCAAUGCAUAGUACAAUUCUUGAAAACAAUAUUUAUAACCCCUCCGUGUCUACUAGAUUUUCUCAUUACUAGCUGAGAAGCACAACCUACCUCAUUAUUUGAAGCUAGCUGUUGAGAGAUCGAGUGUUUCAACUUUCAGCUAGCACUACUUUCUUUUAGAUACUACCUUUGAGUACGUAGAGAAAUGAGUUGGAGAUAUAAAGGAGGGGUGGUUCUGAUCAUUUCUGUUGUACUUUUGUGGGUUACCUCUGCAGAAGUCACCCAGGAUAUUUUCACGGACUAUGAGCACCCAUUUGUUGUAACAUAUCUUGGAAUCGCUCUAUUGGCCGCUUAUCUUCCAAUAGCAUUCAUUAGGGAUUGUUUACAGAAAUUUCUAAGACGUUCUUACCAAACUGAUGGUAAUGAUGUGGAUGAAUUCUCCAUGACUCUUGAUUCUCCCUCUAAUAAUUGCCAGAAUGGAAAUCUUGACAUUGAGCAACAACAACCAUUGGCUGAUGAAAAAUGUGUCAAAGACUUGCAUUCUCAAAAGGAAGGAAAACUAAGUGCUUUUGAUAACAAAGACGAUGUGGACAUAUUGAUACAUCAGAGAAAGCUUAGCACGAAAGAAGUUGCUACACUAAGCUUAUUCAUUGGUCCCAUCUGGUUUCUCUCAGAGUAUUGUAUGAAUGCGGCACUUGCAAGAACAAGCGUUGCCAGUACAACAAUAUUAUUCUCCACUUCAGGACUUUUCACUCUUCUAAUCAGUGCAUUAUUGGGAGAAGACUCCAUAAAUGUAGUAAAUUUGGUCUCUGUUUUCGUCAGCAUGGCUGGUGUUGCCAUGACUAUAUACGGCAAGACUUGGGAAAAAGAAUCCCAGUCAACCACAUCCUUAGACAGAAACCAUUCUAUUCUCGGGGAUUUUUUUGCUUUGCUCUCAGCUGUGACCGAUGGACUAUUCGCAGUGCUCCUUAAAAAAUAUGCUGGAGAAGAAGGAGAAAAGGUGGAUAUGCAAAAGUUCUUUGGAUAUAUUGGAUUGUUCGGCCUUGUUUCUCUCUGGUGGCUAGUAUGGCCCUUGACUGCAUUAGGAAUUGAACCCAAAUUCAUGAUUCCUGAUUCUGCUAAAACAAUUGGAGUUGUUUUUGCCAAUUGCUUUGUUGGGAGUUUCAUCUCUGAUUAUUUCUGGGCAUUAGGUGUUGUUUGGACCUCUCCACUAGUGACAGCGCUAGGUGCCUCGCUUACCAUACCACUUGCCAUGUUGGAGGACAUGGUGAUCCAUGGCCGACAUUAUUCAGUAAUUUAUAUUCUUGGCUCAAUUCAGGUAUUCCUGGGAUUUGUAAUUGCCAACCUAUCGGAUUGGUUCUCACCCAAGCUAGGAUCGCAAAUUUUGAAUUCCUUGAAGAGAUUUUUCAUCCGUCACUCUUUUUAGAAAUAUCAUUCUUUUUUAUCUUUUCCCCGUCAUCACUCGAUGAUGUGAGGCUGUAGCCUGUAGGGUUUUCAAUUUCACCAGUUAGUCUUGAUGUUUAUUGUUGUUCAAUAUGUUCUAGGCAUAGAGAGGAUAAACUUUUGUAUAUUCUAAUGAAAUAGAGCAAGGGGAAAUAUUUAUUUUUCUUCUCCCUCUUUUUGGUAUGAAUAAAAAAUUGGUCUUUCACUCGCCUUCAUCAACAAA
Quercus robur (English oak) is the source of this 1669-nucleotide messenger RNA. RefSeq lists its product as uncharacterized. NCBI's taxonomy places the organism in Eukaryota, Viridiplantae, Streptophyta, Magnoliopsida, Fagales, Fagaceae. The transcript has 8 exons. The record is from RefSeq and is a predicted model, not a curated record. The coding region runs from base 209 to 1429 and encodes 406 amino acids. Gene Ontology annotation, biological process: regulation of peptide transport. Gene Ontology annotation, cellular component: membrane.